Messenger RNA from Hydra vulgaris (swiftwater hydra), 1293 nucleotides. Its product is annotated as signal peptide peptidase-like 3. The record is from RefSeq and is a predicted model, not a curated record. Gene Ontology annotation, molecular function: aspartic endopeptidase activity, intramembrane cleaving. Gene Ontology annotation, biological process: membrane protein proteolysis. NCBI's taxonomy places the organism in Eukaryota, Metazoa, Cnidaria, Hydrozoa, Anthoathecata, Hydridae. Gene Ontology annotation, cellular component: Golgi-associated vesicle membrane; cytoplasmic side of endoplasmic reticulum membrane; lumenal side of endoplasmic reticulum membrane.
UAAAUAACACUUUUAAUGACUUUUAUGCUUCUGAAAUGUGUCUUUCUUUUUUUUUAGUGUAUAUAUAUAUAAUGGGUUUGAAUGGAAAUGAAGUCUCAGAUACACAAUAUCAUUAUUUAGUUGCUAUUUUGGAUUCUUCUCACUUACUGACAUUUCUUAUAUCUCUUGUACUCAUUAUAUAUGGCAGCUUUAGAGGAAUAUCCUUAGAAAAUGAACGUAACUUAGAAAAAGAAAGAAAUAAAGAAAAUGAAGUCUGUAAAGAGAGUUCAAUACUUGGUUCACACACAAUCGAGUCAUCUGAAGCAAUUUGUUUCCCUUUGGCUGCAUCAGCCUCUCUUCUUUUUAUGUUUUUCUUGUUUGACUCUCUUCAAAUGGUGUUUGCUCUGUUAAUGGCAGUCUUGGCUACAAUGGCAUGUUCAUUCUUGCUUCUACCAGCUUGUAUCUUUGCUCUUGGAUUAUGUUUUAACCCUCAUAGAAGGUUGAUAUUACCUUUGGUGGGAUGUUUCACAAGUGCUGAACUUCUGUCAUUGGUUUCUUCUUUCUAUAUUGUUUUACUAUGGGUGUUUACUGGAAAUUGGUUACUUAUGGAUACACUUUCAAUGGCUUUGUGUACAACAAUGAUUGCUCUUGUGCAAGUUCCAAGUUUAAAAGUUUCAGUUUUGCUAAUGCUUGGAUUGCUGGCAUAUGAUGUUUUUUGGGUGUUCUUAUCAGAGCGCAUUUUUAGUGUUAAUGUAAUGGUAAAUGUUGCAACUCGCCAGGCAUCCAAUCCUGUUACCUUAAUAACAAAUCAACUUAAUAUGGAGAAUGUUGUUCAUCCACCUAAUUUAUUAUCACUUCCUGCCACAAUAAUGUUUCCAAGUUCAAAACACGAUGGCCAAUUUUCAAUUCUUGGUCUUGGAGAUAUUGUGAUACCUGGUUUGUUGCUUUGUUUUUUACUGAAGUUUGAUUAUCACAAAAGUAUUUUUAUAAAUGGAUCUACUGCAAAGUUUAAACCAAUGUAUUUUAUGUCCUCAUUGAUUGGUUAUUUAUUAGGUUUAGUUUCAGCAACGGUGGCAUCAGAUGUUUACCACGUCGCACAGCCUGCUCUUUUAUAUUUAGUUCCGUUUACUGUUUUACCAUUAGUAGUUCAAGCUUAUAUAAAGGGUGAUUUAAAAUCAAUGUGGAACCAUCCUACUUCAUUAAAACAUCCUGCUUCGAUCUCAUCAAAACAUAUUAUUUAAUUUAUUAUCUUUAUAUUUUCAAAUAGUUGUAGAAAUCAAAUGUAUAAAAAAUAUUGUAUUAUAUUAUGUAAUU